GCGUCCCUAGUGUGUAUUAUUGCCUUACGCUGGGAGGACCGAACCCAAAGGUGUGAUGAGGUUGAGGGCUGAAGUACCGUUGGUGGCGGUGGUGGUGGCAAUGGCGGUGACGGUGGGGGUGCAGGAGGCAGGAGCCGCGCGAAUCCUGAUGCUGCACCCGACCAGCACCAGAAGUCACAAGAAUUUCUUCAUGGCCAUCGCGGAGAACCUGGCACAGAGGAACCACUCGUUGACGUUCGUGACGAACUUCAAUUCGACACAUCAACGACCCAACAUCCGGGAGAUAUUCGUAGCCGAGGAAACUUUCACUACGGGAGUGCCAAACCUGUUCAACACCAGCACCCUGCAAGUGACGAGGCAGCUUUUCCCCUCCUUUGUCACCUCCUGCAGCCUGACUCUUGCUGCCGAUCAGGUUCAGUCGAUCCUCAGGGAAGAGUUCGACUUGGUGAUGAUGUACAUGAGCUUCACAGAAUGCUUCCUCCCUGUCAUACAUGAACGAAAGGUGCCGUUCAUCUACGUGGUUCCCAACGUGGUGCAGGUGGGAUACAGUGACCUCGCCGGCACACCGUUCUUCCCUUCUCUCGCGGCGACCUACUUUUAUGGCCUCGACCACCCGCUCACCUUCGCCGGCAGAAUGAUCAGCACACUCUCGGGCGUCCUGGAGAUUGUCUUCAUAAAGUACCUUGUGUCAAGGCAAGAGGCGGAAUGCCGCGCCCGAAAGCUGUGCUCUGAGGACAUGCCCAGCCUGGCGGAACUGAGGCUUAAUAGUAGUCUCUUUAUCACUAACAGCGUCAGGACGAUGGAGAACCCGACGCUGCCCUACACGCCCACGGUGGUGCACGCCGGAGGAAUACACUGCCGCCCCGCCGAGCCGCUCCCCGAGGAUCUGCAGCAGUGGGUCGCCGGCGCGGGGAAGCCAGGAGUCAUCUUCUUCAGUCUGGGAACCUUCGUUAAGUCAUCAACCUUACCCGAGGGGUACAAGAAGGUGCUGCUGGAGGUGUUCGGCUCCCUGCAGCAGCGGGUCCUGUGGAAGUGGGACGAGGACGCCAUGGAGGGCCUUCCCCCCAACGUGCGGCUGUCCAAGUGGCUCCCUCAGCAGGACAUCCUCGGUCACCAGCAGCUGCAGCUUUUCAUCACACACGGGGGUCUGCUUAGCACCCAGGAGGCGUCCUACCACGGGGUGCCGGUGCUCGGCCUGCCUGUCGCCGUGGACCAACAUCAAAACAUGAAGAGGGCGCAGCGGGAGGGCUGGGGACGCUUCCUGCACUGGGAGGACCUCAACUAUGACAGCCUUCGCGGCAACAUUCUCCAGAUGAUAGGCGACACAAGGUUUCGGGACGAGGCGCAGCGUAGGGCGAAGGUGAUGCGGGACCAGCCGUUGUCGCCGGGGGACUGGACGACCUACUGGGUGGAGUAUGUCCUGCGGCACCAAGGGGCACGCCACCUCCGCUCCACCGCCCUCGACAUGCCCUGGUACCAGUUGUACAACGCUGACGUGUGGGCGGUGGUGGUGGUGGUGACGCUGGUGGCGGGGGUCCUGGUCUCCUGGCUCUGCUACAGGAUCCUUCGAGCCUUGAUUGGCUGCUGCUGCCGAGCAAGAAAGGCCAAGAAGGACUGACGUCUGGUAUAUAGU
This is a messenger RNA of Eriocheir sinensis (Chinese mitten crab), 1633 nucleotides long. Its product is annotated as UDP-glycosyltransferase UGT5-like. Bases 56 to 1618 code for a protein of 520 amino acids. NCBI's taxonomy places the organism in Eukaryota, Metazoa, Arthropoda, Malacostraca, Decapoda, Varunidae. The transcript has 10 exons. Gene Ontology annotation, molecular function: UDP-glycosyltransferase activity. The record is from RefSeq and is a predicted model, not a curated record.